AUGACUGCAGAAGCGCAGCAGGCUCUGUCCUCUCAGCCCCCUCCUCCUCCGGUGCAGAGCAGCUACGGCCCCAUGUCCUCGGUGGCUGAGAAGCAGCCGCAGAGCUCGGCCAUGGACACCGCCUCGGCGGGGACCGGCGGGGGCGCCGGCAGCGCCCCGGGCAGCGGCGGGGCCCCGGGCAGCGCCGGCCCUAAGGCGAAGAAGACCAACGCGGGGAUCCGGCGGCCGGAGAAACCGCCUUAUUCCUACAUUGCCCUCAUCGUCAUGGCUAUCCAGAGCUCUCCCUCCAAGCGCCUGACCCUCAGCGAGAUCUACCAGUUCUUGCAGAGCCGCUUCCCUUUCUUCCGAGGCUCCUACCAGGGCUGGAAAAACUCGGUGCGCCACAACCUCUCGCUCAACGAGUGCUUCAUCAAGCUGCCCAAGGGGUUGGGACGCCCCGGCAAGGGCCACUACUGGACCAUCGACCCGGCCAGCGAGUUCAUGUUCGAGGAGGGCUCGUUCCGCCGCCGGCCCCGCGGGUUCCGGAGGAAAUGCCAGGCGCUGAAGCCCAUGUACAGCAUGAUGAACGGGCUCAGCUUCAACCACCUCCCCGACAGCUACGGCUUCCAGAGCCCGGCCAGCGGGCUCUCCUGCCCCCCCAACAGCCUCUCCCUCGAAGGGGGCUUGGGAAUGAUGAACGGGCAUUUGUCCAGCAACGUGGAGGGAAUGGGCCUGGCGGGACACUCCGUGCCCCACCUGCCCGCCAACGGUGGGCACACCUACAUGGGCGGCUGCACCGGCUCCUCGGCAGGGGAAUACCCGCACCACGACAGCUCCGUGCCCGCCUCCCCGCUGCUCCCCGCCGGCGGCGUGAUGGAGCCCCACUCGGUUUACUCCAGCUCGGCUUCGGCAUGGGCACCCACCGCCUCGGCGGCCCUCAACACCGGCGCGUCCUACAUCAAGCAGCAGCCUCUCUCGCCCUGCAACCCCACGGCCAACCCGCUCUCCUCCAGCCUCUCCACGCACUCCCUCGACCAGCCCUACCUGCACCAGAACAGCCACAACACCGCCGACCUCCAAGGCAUCCCGCGGUAUCACUCCCAGUCUCCGAGCAUGUGCGACAGAAAGGAAUUCGUCUUCUCUUUCAACGCCAUGGCCUCCUCUUCCAUGCAUUCGGCGGGCAGCGGCUCCUAUUACCACCAACAAGUGACAUACCAGGACAUCAAGCCGUGCGUUAUGUGAUAUGGGGCGGAAAAAACACCUCCUGGGGCCGGCAAGGCCUGACCCGGGCGCUGAGCACCCCCCCAGGACCCUCUCGGUGGAAGUAGGGGGGGUCUUUGCAGACUGGCUUUGGGCAGGAGGAAUAGACUGGAGCCCCGGGAAGCAGCGGGGAGUGCGGCCCUGGGGCUGAGCCUGACCCGCAGCUGAGCAUCGGCGGGACCCGGCCCAGCCGGGUCUGCGAUCACAGACCGUCUCUGCCUUCUUCUGCUUGGGGAUGGGUUGAGAAGAAAGCAAAAGCAGCCCCCCCAUCACCCCCGAAACCCCAGACUGCGAGUUUGGGUGAAGGGUUUGACAAAUGAGGUUUGAUGCUUCUUUAAAAAAAAAAAAAAUUAAAUUACGAAUUCAGUUUUGGAAUUGGUGUUGAGAGAUGCCACCGGCUCGAUUGGGAGGAACAGAACCGGAUCUGGCUGGGGGCGCUGGAAAGGACCCCGACCCCAAACCCCCUUGGUCCCGUCUCGCUUCGAGCCCGGAAAAAUACUUUUUUUUUUUUUUUUUUUUUCUUCCCGGCAAACACCCAGCGGGCAAAAAUCUCUCAGAGGGAUUUUUUUUUUUUUUUUAAGCUGUUAAUUUUGUGGUUUUUUGCCUGCAUAAAGACUGCAGGAUCAGACCCUAUGCAGAGAGAAUAAGGCACUUUGGAAAGAGACAGCCAUGCUCAUCCUGUUAUUUAUUCGACAUUUUUUUUGUUGUUGUUGCUAAUAAUCGAGACACGAAUAGUCUCAGUUGAUCAGUAUUAAAUCGGGGAAUCUCUGUUGGCAAUAUUUGCCAUAUAGAUUUUUGUUUUUUAGUUAGCCUUUGUAAAUUUUAAACUGAUCGUGGUCUCUGUGUAAAGACAAUCCUCCAUAUGUUUUUAUAGAAAUAUAUAUAUAAUGAAGGAUUAUUCCCCUGCCUCUCCCUCUCUAUUUUUUUUUUUUUGCCCUGACGUUGUACAGUUCGGUGACACCUAUUUUAAUUCUUUCUGCACUGUAUAAAAUUGUAAUUAUGUGGGUUUGUUUUUUGUGUUGUUUUUUUUUUUCGCCCUGCCCUUUUGUGUACGUUUUGUUCCCAAAGGAAAAAAAAAAAAAACAAAACCGAAAUAAAACAUGUAUGUUAUUUGUACAUGGGCUUCACGAUUGUAUGAGCAGCAAAUAAACCAGCAUGCGUUGUAACAGGCGUAAUUAUAUCUGAGGAGUCCGUGGCCUCCGCGGAGCGCGGAAGGGCCGCGCAGCGCCCGACCCGGCCCCGCAAACCUUCGGGCGAUAAUUCCCCAUCUC
Messenger RNA from Myiozetetes cayanensis, 2510 nucleotides. It is a transcript of the gene FOXF1, whose product is annotated as forkhead box F1. Gene Ontology annotation, biological process: animal organ morphogenesis; regulation of transcription by RNA polymerase II. The coding region runs from base 1 to 1221 and encodes 406 amino acids. Gene Ontology annotation, molecular function: DNA-binding transcription factor activity, RNA polymerase II-specific; RNA polymerase II cis-regulatory region sequence-specific DNA binding. Lineage: Eukaryota; Metazoa; Chordata; Aves; Passeriformes; Tyrannidae. The record is from RefSeq and is a predicted model, not a curated record. Gene Ontology annotation, cellular component: nucleus. The transcript has 2 exons.